Messenger RNA from Venustampulla echinocandica, 1647 nucleotides. RefSeq lists its product as uncharacterized. Lineage: Eukaryota; Fungi; Ascomycota; Leotiomycetes; Helotiales; Pleuroascaceae. The coding region runs from base 1 to 1647 and encodes 548 amino acids. The record is from RefSeq and is a predicted model, not a curated record. The transcript is spliced from 4 exons. Gene Ontology annotation, molecular function: transmembrane transporter activity. Gene Ontology annotation, biological process: transmembrane transport.
AUGGCGGCUUCGAAAGCGAUUCAAAGUCCUGCGGAAACACCUGCGAAAAGCCAUCAUUCGAUUCGUUCCCAGAGCCCAUUUGAAAACAAUGUUGACUGGUAUUUGAAAGCCAAAGCCGAGCAUUGUGAGAACGUUGAGCCAAAACAGAGGCCAUAUGCAACACAUACUCAUCCGGAACAUGUCGACGUACUUUCUCCAGAACACAGAGAAUACCUGAUGCAACGCCAUGGCACCUUGGAAUUAGAUCCUAUUCCAAGUAUAGGGGAUGCAGAUCCGUAUAACUGGUCAACUUGGAAGAAAACCAUGAAUCUCGCUCUCGUCGCCAUUCAUGCAUGUCUCUCCACUUUCACAGCCGCAGCUAUUAUCCCAGCUUUUGAACUCAUUGCCGAAGACCUUGGGAGAUCGCUUCAAGAUAUAAGUUAUCUUGUAUCUCUUCAAAUCGCCGUCCUCGGAGUUGCACCGCUUUUCUGGAAGCCUUUAUCGAAUCGCUACGGACGACGCCCCGUCUUUCUACUGUCUCUCAUUUGUAGCUCAGUGGGAAAUAUUGGCUGUGCGAAAAGUCCCAGCUAUGAGUCCAUGUCUGUGUGCAGAGCCAUCGUGGCAUUUUUUAUCAGUCCAGCUGCCGCCAUUGGUAGCGUCGUCGUAACUGAAACGUUCUUUAAGAAAGAGAGAGCCCGAUACAUGGGCAUCUGGACGUUGAUGGUUACCUUGGGCGUUCCGCUAUCGCCCUUUAUUUUUGGUUUUGUCGCCAACCACGCUGGCUACCGAUGGAUUUACUGGGUCUUGGCAAUUUUCAACGGCAUCCAGUUUGUCCUCUACAUCUUCUUUGGCCCCGAAACCCGCUACAUCCGCAACGGUGUCCCACGAUACGCCUCGGACUCCAAACAGGAAUACCUCACAUUUGGCCGCAUCGAUCCCCAGCCUUUCUCUAUGUGGGAAUUCAUUCAACCGCUUUUUCUUUUCAGGAAAAUCUGCAUCGCCGUACCCGCGGCCGCCUAUGCCAUGGUGUUCCUUUUUGGCUCUGUACUUAUCGCCGUCGAACUUCCACACCUCUUUGCCCAGAAGUUUCAUUUCAACGCUCAGCAGCUCGGCCUCCAAUUUCUCGGUAUCAUCAUCGGAUCUAUCAUCGGCGAGCAGCUCGGCGGUAUACUCUCAGACACUUGGAUGAGUCGUCGCGCUCGUAAGAUUGGUGGCCGGCCAAACCCUGAAUUUCGUCUCUGGCUCAGCUAUUCUGGUUAUCUCCUUGCGAUAUGCGGCCUGGUUGUCUUCCUCGUCCGAACCGAGCAAGCACCAAAUCUCCAAUGGAAUGUCACUCCCGUGAUUGGUAUUGCAAUUGCAGGUGCCGGUAAUCAGAUCGUCACAACCGUCCUCAUCACAUAUGCCGUCGAUUGCCAUCCCGAGGAAUCGGCGAGUAUUGGUGUUUUUGUCACGUUCGUCCGUCAAAUCUGGGGCUUCAUUGGCCCAUUUUGGUUCCCGGCUAUGUUCGAGAAUGUUGGUGUAGCGGCAAGUGCUGGCGUUGUAACUGCACUAAUCGUCGGCGUGAGUAUUCUUCCAACAAUGCUAGUGCAAUGGCGCGGUCCACCAUUCAGGAAGCGCAAUAAUGAGGAUGUGGCUGCUCCACCAAAGACAAAUGUUUCAGAGGCCUGA